CGCUACACAUGCAUUUCUUACAUAUCGAAUGGAUCAAGUCACUUAUAUACACCAUUGACUGUAUAUAUUAAUAUUGAUAUACAGUCUAUGAUAUACACCCAUUAAUUACUAUUUUCAAACUCUGAAGCUCUCACAUGUUGGUAGAAAUAACUUUGUCCCAUUAUCAUUAACAAUGAUAAUGACAUUUUGUCACUACUAAAUGUAAUGAUAUUACUUUUAUACUGAUGUCUUUAGGCAAAUGUAGAAGGCCUCAUCAGCUACCCAGCUAAGUGUAAAAAAUGACUCACCCUAUAAAUGGUUAAAAAAAAAUAUAUUUCCUGCUGAUGUAUAUCUGAAGUGUCAUCAUGUCAAAGUAAAUGCAGUAUGUGAAGGUUUUGAUAGGUUGACGUCAUCAUCUGUGUGAUUAUCAGUCAAUUGCCAGUUUCCUGUAGCGUGUUUCUAACAUCCUCUUUUUGUGUGUGUGUGUGUGUGUGUGUGUGUGUGCAUGUUGUGAGAAUGUAAAAUUGCGUUGAGUAUGCAGUACCACGCUCAGAACUGUUUGACAGUUUUGCUUCAGCUUUUCUCUCUUGGAAGGACACGUCAGUGGGUGAGCAGCCAUGGUGCUGUCUCACCUCGCUCUUCCCUUCCUCCUCCUCCUCUUCCUCUCUUCUCUCCCCUGCACCUCUCUGUCACCAACAUCCACCCAUGGCGCUGUCCUCCCCCAUGGCUCCCUGCCGGCUGUGGCGGCAGCAGGUCCCAUCCUGCAGGACCGGCCCUUUGUUGUGGUGUGGAACAUGCCUACGGCACGGUGUCACAAACUCUACAACAUCGCUCUGGACCUGGGCCACUUUGAUAUCGUGGAGAACCGACAGCAGCGCUUCCAGGGACAGAAAAUGAGCAUCUUCUACCGUGACCGCUUGGGGAAAUAUCCAUACCUCUCCCAAGACGGCAGCAAGGUAAACGGAGGGAUACCGCAGCUCGGCGACCUCUCGGCUCACCUUUCCCUCGCGGCGACGCAGAUGUCCGGCUCUCUGCAGCCAAACUUCACCGGUUUAGCCGUUAUCGACUGGGAAGAGUGGCAGCCAUUGUGGGAGAGAAACUUUGGAACCAAGCUGGAGUACCAGAGGCAGUCCAAGCUGCUGGUGAGACAAGACAGACCCGAUUUGUCAGAGUGGGCCGCGACAUCGUUGGCAAGGCAAAAGUUUGAGGAGAGCGCUCGAAAGUUCAUGGAGGAGACGCUGCGGUCGGCGCUCAGAGAUCGCCCCAAGGGACUCUGGGGGUUUUACGGAUUUCCUGCCUGCUUUAAUAAGCAGAAGAGAAAGACGGAUCAAAUCUACACAGGACGCUGCCACAGCGAGACCAAAAAGCAAAAUGACCAGCUGUACUGGCUCUGGCGUCAAUCCACUGCUCUCUAUCCCAGCGUCUACCUGCCACAAAGGCUGGCAGGAUCCACGGAUGCAGCUCUGAUGGUCAGACACAGACUGCUGGAGGCUUUGAGGGUGGCGUCUGUUUGGCACCAUGGCAACAACACCAAUCAUGCUACUCCAGUUCUUCCCUAUGCCAGGCUAGCAUUCACACACACUCUCACUUUUCUUAAUAAGACAGACCUGAUGCACACAUUGGGGGAGAGUGCGGCGCUGGGAGCUGCUGGAGUGGUGCUGUGGGGAGAGCUGAAAUUUGCCAAAUCCAAGCAUCAGUGCAUCCUUCUCAGAGACUACAUACACACUGUCUUGGGUCCCUUGGUCCAAUCGCUGAGGUCUGGCACAAAGCGCUGCAGCCUCCAACUUUGCCACGGCAAUGGACGCUGCGCCAGGCGACGCCCCAGCUCUAGUUCCAUGGUCUCCUCAGGUCCCGCUGUGACCUCUGACCCUGAUGAAGUCAACCUCCUCACUGAUCCCUCAAGUGGAAAACCUUUUCACGACCACUUCCUGUGUCAGUGCUACCCGGGCUGGACUGGGCAGGAGUGUCAAGUGAAGAAGAAGGACGAAAACAGACCCAAACGUUUCUAUCAAGGUGUCGCCAGUAAUGUAAAGUAGUAAUGACAAAAUAAAUUAAAGGAAAUAAA
Perca fluviatilis (European perch) is the source of this 2044-nucleotide messenger RNA. It is a transcript of the gene hyal3, whose product is annotated as hyaluronidase 3. Gene Ontology annotation, molecular function: hyalurononglucosaminidase activity. The record is from RefSeq and is a predicted model, not a curated record. Gene Ontology annotation, cellular component: acrosomal vesicle. Lineage: Eukaryota; Metazoa; Chordata; Actinopteri; Perciformes; Percidae. Gene Ontology annotation, biological process: carbohydrate metabolic process; hyaluronan catabolic process. The coding region runs from base 597 to 2015 and encodes 472 amino acids. The transcript has 7 exons.